Messenger RNA from Lepisosteus oculatus (spotted gar), 1754 nucleotides. Lineage: Eukaryota; Metazoa; Chordata; Actinopteri; Semionotiformes; Lepisosteidae. The record is from RefSeq and is a predicted model, not a curated record.
UGUGCCUUCUCUUCCUGCCAGUCAUGCUUCGACUGCGGAGCCAAGAACCCCAGCUGGGCCAGCAUCACGCACGGGGUCUUCCUGUGCAUCGACUGCUCCGGGACGCAUCGCUCGCUGGGGGUGCACCUGUCCUUCAUCAGGUCCACGGAGCUCGAUUCCAACUGGUCCUGGUUCCAGCUGCGGUGCAUGCAGGUUGGCGGGAAUGCCAAUGCGACGGCUUUUUUCCACCAGCACGGCUGCACGGCCAGCGCCGCCAACGCCAAGUACAACAGCCGCGGCGCCCAGCUGUACCGGGAGAAGAUCAGGACGCUGGCCUCCCAGGCGACCCGGCAGCAUGGCACUCAGCUGUGGCUGGACUGCGGGGAUCACGUGCCCCUGUCCCCUACGUCCCCGCACAGCAAGCAGGAAGACUUCUUCGCAGUGCACACGCAGAUCACGGCAGAUGACAGACUGGAGCAAACAGAUCCCGCGUUAGAAGAGGACCUCUCCCUGGCCGUCCGGGGUGCAGCAGAGGGCGAGCCGGAGCAGGGCCCUAGCGUGGAUCUGCUCAGCAUGUCUCCCAAGGCUGCAUUAGCUGACCCAACAUCCACAGGACUCGCGCAUAGCAAAGAGAGCUCCUCGCUCCUCAAGAAGAAGGCCGCCCCCUCCAAGAAAACGCUCGGCUCCAGGAAGGGCGGGCUGGGGGCGCAGAAAGUGAGCGUGCAGAGCUUCACCGAGAGCGAGCGGCGGGCCCAGGCGGUGGACAAGAUCCGAGAGCAGGAGGACGUGGGGGUGAAGAAGGCCGCCGAGCAGGACGAGCCCAUGUGGGGGGUGACAAGCCUGCUCUCUUGCAGCGGCGUGUCCCACUCGGUGCUGGCGGACAUGCACACCAUCCGGCAGGAGGCUCCGGGCGGGCCCCGGCCCGCGCGCAGGGCGUACGUGGAGGACGAGGACGAGGAGGAGGGCUCCCUGUUCUCCUCGAGGACCAGAGUGCCCUCGAGAUACACGGACGAGCCCGCAGAGACGUCCAGCAGGUUCUUCUCUCAGUGGGAGGACAGCAGUGACUCGCUGUGGAAGAAGGAGAGCAGAAAGCUGGAGCAAGACAUCCUCCUGACGUCAAAGAAGCCGGCGUCCAAUGACAGGCCCACUAAUCGAAGGAAACCCGAGUACGAGCACGGCGCCCACACGGACGAGGCUCAGAAGAAGUUUGGCGAUGCCAAAGCCAUUUCCUCUGACAUGUACUUCGGGAAGCAAGACAACAGUGAGGCAGGUGUCCCGCGUUUCCUUUUAUCCCCGGAGAUCGGAGCGCUUCUCCUUCCAGUGGCGCUCCUGCUCCGUCGCGUGAUUCUUGAGAGAGCGAUGUCCCUGUUGUUUGGCCUCUUACCGUUCUGGAGGACCUGCUGCACGACUGCUGGUGGUUAUUUCAGGAGCAAACUGCACUGUGGCCUCGCUGUCACCCACACUUCCCCCAGCUGGUCAGAGCACAGCUCGCAAUGUUCAAAUACACCAAUGAGAAAAGGGGAGUGGAAACAUGCCUUGAUUGAAAGCAAUUUCAGAGGACCUCCAAAAGAGUAGUCGCUGCUUGUCAUUUGAUGGUUACAAAACCAUUUCUAGACAUUAACAGCUCCUUGCAUCCACUGUCAAUCAAUGGACAAUAUUCAAGGCCAGAGUGACUCUCCCCAGGACUGGCCUUCCUGCCUGUACCAUCCUGGAAAAUCAUCCAGAAAGUCAUCGAGAACCCCAGAGCAACAUCUAAGGAUCUGCAGGCCUCUGUC